Messenger RNA from Phymastichus coffea, 881 nucleotides. RefSeq names its product large ribosomal subunit protein uL23 (gene RpL23A). The record is from RefSeq and is a predicted model, not a curated record. Gene Ontology annotation, biological process: translation; ribosomal large subunit assembly. Gene Ontology annotation, cellular component: cytosolic large ribosomal subunit; ribosome. The transcript is spliced from 4 exons. Gene Ontology annotation, molecular function: structural constituent of ribosome; rRNA binding. Lineage: Eukaryota; Metazoa; Arthropoda; Insecta; Hymenoptera; Eulophidae. Bases 52 to 804 code for a protein of 250 amino acids.
CGUAGCAGCUCUAUUUCCGCCCGUGAAUCAACCAUUCUUUUUAAGAUAACCAUGGCUCCGAAACCAAAAUCUACGGAAAAAGCAGCGGGUAAGUCCGGCGAGAAGAAGACAACGGAGAAAAAGGCCGAGAAGAAGCCAGCUACCGCUGCUUCUGCCUCCAAAGUGACCAAGCCAUCCGAGAAAAAGGCAGCACCAGCUCCAGCAGCAGCUAAGAAAGUAGCACAAGCAGCUGCCAAAUCGGCACCCAAAACAGUAUCGAAACCCGUACCCAAACCUGCUGCUAAGCCUGCGACCAAGCCUGCGGCCAAAACUGUAGCCUCCAAGCCUAAGAAAAAUGUUCAGGCUCAAAAGAAGACCCCAAAGGGAGGUAAACCUGCUCAACCUGUGCAGAAGGCUCUCAAGGCUCAGAAAAAGAUCCUAAAAGGUACUCAAGGAUCUAGAGUCAGGAAAAUCAGGACAUCGGUCCACUUCCAUCGUCCCAAGACCUUUAGGCCUCCAAGGAACCCAAAGUACCCGAGAAAAUCAGUUCCAAGUAGGAGCCGUAUGGAUGCUGUCAACAUCAUUAAGUACCCAUUAACUACUGAGGCAUCGAUGAAAAAAAUUGAAGACAAUAAUACAUUGGUCUUCAUUGUGCAUACCGGUGCAAAUAAAUUUCAUAUAAAAUCAUCUGUUAAGAAAUUGUAUGAUGUUGAUGUUUUGAAAGUCAACACACUCAUCAGGCCCGAUGGUAAAAAGAAGGCCUAUGUACGUUUGACAAGAGACUACGAUGCUCUUGAUGUUGCCAAUAAAAUCGGCAUUAUAUAAUUUAUUUGACUAGCAUAAGUGAUUUGAUAAUUUUGUUGUAUAAAAUACAAAAGUAAUGCACCUGUGGUGAUAAUAAA